Molecule: messenger RNA, 1159 nt
Organism: Phaedon cochleariae (mustard beetle)
Lineage: Eukaryota; Metazoa; Arthropoda; Insecta; Coleoptera; Chrysomelidae
Source: the annotation of a GenBank genome assembly
AUGAGAUGUUUGUUCUUCUUUGGUUUUGAUGUGAUUUGUGAAGGCACAGCGAAAAACUCAAAAACUUUAAAAAAGUCACAACGUAAUGGAAUUUCAAUGGAUUGAGUGUUAAAAUGCUUUUACAUGAUGACGGAAAAUUCAGAAAAUGACCAAAUAAUCUUGGCUACAGGGGGUUAUGAUCACACAAUCAAAUUAUGGCAAACACACACUGGAAUCUGCAGCAGGACUAUGCAGCAUGCAGAAUCUCAAGUGAAUGGUCUAGAAAUCUCACCAGACAAAGACCUUUUAGCAGCAGCAAGUUACCAGCAUAUAUACAUGUAUGACCUACAUUCAAACAAUCCCAGUGCAAUAGUAAAUUAUGAAGGAACUUCCAAAAAUGUAACUAGUGUGGGAUUUCAAGAAGAUGGUAAAUGGAUGUACUCAGGUGGAGAAGACUGUAGAGCUAGAAUCUGGGAUUUACGAUCUAGAAAUAACCAGUGUCCAAAGAUAUUUGAGGUUCAAGCACCAAUAAACUGUGUCUCAUUACAUCCUAAUCAAGUAGAGUUGUUUGUGGGAGAUCAAAAUGGCAUAAUCUAUAGGUGGGACCUAAGAACAGACAAUAAUGAACAGCUAAUACCUGAGAAUGAUGCUAUGAUUCUAGAUAUAGACAUUUCUCCUGAUAGUCAGCUCAUGGCAUCUGUGAACAAUAAAGGAAAAUGUUAUAUUUGGAGCUUAGUAUCUGGUAGUAAUGAUACCCCUACAAAAAUGAUUCCAAAACAAAAGUUUGAAGCACAUAAAAGACAUGCAUUGAAAUGUAAAUUUAGCCCAGAUUCAAAUUUGUUGAUAACUACAUCAGCAGAUCAAUCUGCAAAAAUCUGGGACACCUCUGAUUUCUCAUUAGUUCAGGAGCUGAUACAAGAAAACCAGAGAUGGGUAUGGGAUGCUGCAUUCAGUGCAGAUGCACAGUAUGUUUUCACAGCUUCCUCAGAUGGAUAUGCCAAACUGUGGAAUGUCAAGAAGGGUGUUAUGGAAAGAGAAUAUGCUGGACAUCAAAAAGCAGUAAUUGCUUUAGCUUUCAGGGAUGCAUCAUAAUAAGUUUGUAAUACUUAGUUAAGUUAAAUAAUAGUCCUCUUUGAUUUUUUGAAUCAGUUUGAUGGGAAGAAAUAAACAAUUCAAAUUG